Messenger RNA from Rosa rugosa (rugosa rose), 2044 nucleotides. RefSeq names its product pentatricopeptide repeat-containing protein At3g29230-like. The record is from RefSeq and is a predicted model, not a curated record. The transcript has a single exon. NCBI's taxonomy places the organism in Eukaryota, Viridiplantae, Streptophyta, Magnoliopsida, Rosales, Rosaceae. Gene Ontology annotation, biological process: RNA modification. Gene Ontology annotation, molecular function: protein binding; RNA binding. The coding region runs from base 94 to 1731 and encodes 545 amino acids.
UCUUAUGCACUCUGAUAAACCCUCCCUUAAACCCUAAAAACCCACAAGUAAGUUUUCUCCAUAGUAACAACAAAGGGGCAAAAAGUGAAUGGCAUGGCUUAUUUCCUAGAGCUCAAACUCUCAAAAUUACUGCCACAAUGCACAUUCAGACAGUUGAAGCAAAUACAUGCCCUCAUUCUCACUACCUCACUCAACCAAGACAUCCAAACUUUCUCCAGAUUUCUCCGGCGGAGCACGGAGUUUGGAGCAAUGGAAUAUCCCAAUCUCAUAUAUUCCCAACUGGGUUCUCAUUUCAGUAAUAACAUCAUGAUUCAAAAUGCUAUGAUUAGAGGGUAUGGUGGAAAUGGUCUCUUUGAGCAAUGCCUGCACCUGUACGAUGAAAUGCCUCAGAGAGGACUCAAACCCCAUAACUUCACUUACCCAUAUGUGUUGAGCUCGUGUUCUAAACUGGGUUGGUUCCGAAAAGGCAAACAAGUGCAUUGCCGGAUUGUAAAGGAUGGGUUUGAGUCCAAUCUAUCAGUUGCUAAUGCCCUUUUCCAUUUAUACGUUAAAAUGGUGGAUUUGAGUGAUGCCCGCAAGGUGUUUGAUGAUGUGUCUGUGAAAACUAUCGAAUUACGGAACCGAAUGAUUUCACUUUAUGUGAGUGCUCGCGAUGUUCAGAGUGCAAGGAAGCUGUUUGAUGUCAUGCCUGAAAGGGACAUUGUUUCGUGGAAUUCGAUGAUCACCGGCUACGCUGAAGUAGGGGAUGCAGGCAAUGCGAGAGAUUUGUUUGAGCGGAUACCCGAGAAGGAUGUUGUAUCAUGGACAAUAAUGAUCAGAGUGUAUGCCGCUGCAGGAGACCUUAUGACAGCGACAAAGUUUUUCGAGACAAUGCCUUGCAAGAAUGUGGUUUCAUGGAACUCUAUGAUUUCAAGUUACUCCCAGCAUGGACAACUUGAACAAGCAUUGGAUCUCUUUGUCCAAAUGCAAUCGGGUGGUGAAGUUCCGGACAAAUACACGUUUGUUUCUGUUCUAUCGGCUUGUUCUCAGUUGGGUGCUUUAGAAUUUGGAAAGUGGAUACACUACUUGAUACAAGACUGGUCUCAGUUUGGAGCCAUUUUGGGGACUGCCCUUAUAGACAUGUAUGCAAAAUGCGGGGACAUACAUAGAGCUCUCACGCUUUUUAUCAAGAUGGGAGAGAGGGAUGUAUUUUGUUGGAAUGUUAUGAUUAGAUCUGUAGCUAUCCACGGAAGAACAGGAGACGCCAUCAAGAUAUACUCAUUGAUGCAAAAAAAAGGGUUGGAGCCGAAUGACUUCACGUUCACUGCUGCUCUCUUUGCUUGUAGCCAUGGAGGCUUAGUAAAGGAAGGUGAAGGAAUCUUCUAUUCCAUGGAGAGGGAUUUUGGGGUUGAACCAAAACUCGAGCAUUAUGGCUGCAUAAUUGACCUACUGAGCCGAAAUGGUCAGUUGGAGGAAGCAGUACGUCUAGUAAAGGAAAUGCCGUAUAAGCCUGACAUAGCAAUAUGGGGAGCUUUGCUUGGCGGUUGCAGAGAUAGAAGUCACCUUAAAUUGGCAGAGGAAGUGAUAGAGAAAGCUACAGAGUUGGAAGCAAAUGAAUCAGGAGUUUAUGUGCUCUUGUCUAACAUGCAUGCCUCAGUAGGGCAAUGGCCGGAGGCUCAAAGUGCAAGAGAAAUGAUGGAAGAAAAGAAAAUUUGGAAGAACACAGGGCAUAGUAAUGUUUAUGCUUCUUGAAGUCUUGCAUACAGAUGGAUUCAAUCAUUUUCAAAGCAAUGUAAAUGUGAAAAUGAUGAGAAAUAUUGGCUUGGCCGCUCAGGCAGAGCUCAGUACUUAUAGUCAUGAGCCCUUCUCUUUUUAUGGCUGGCCUCUGGCAUUCAAAUAGAUAUUAAGCAUGACAUGGAACAAGAACGGAAAGCACCAUGCUACAAGAAUCAAACCUUGUAUCUUUAAGAAAACACCUUCUAGACAUUUCAAAAAAAAAAAAAAACACCUUCUAGAAAGAAUUUCAUUGAUCAAAGGCGAUUCUACAAAGAUCAAUACAUGUCAC